AUGAACUUGCGGGUGCUGGACCAGCAGCUCAAGCGGUCCCUGGACGUGGCGCUGAAGUACGCGACGCCCCUCGAGAAGGCGCUGAACGCGCGGCUCGACAGCCUGAACGGCGACGCGGACGCGCGCGAGGAGUUCUUCAAGAAGAUCGACUAUUUGAAGGAGAAGCGCCAGGAGGCGCGGCGCAACGACCCCGACGUGCGGCGCCAGCGCGCGCUGGCGCACCGCGUCGCGGCCGAGUCGCCGCGAAGGACCUUGGCGGAGAAGCACGCGUCCGUGCGCUCGAACCGGGAGAGCUUCCACUCGAAGCGCAGCGAGCGGAUUUUAUCGGCCUACGUGCGGAAGACGGCGCGCGUCGUCAAGACCAAGGCCGAGCGCCUCGAGGACGAGCAGCGCGCGCGGCCCUGGCUCGCCGCGCUCGUCCUCGCGCGCAACGCCGUCGACACGAAGCGGUCUUAUGAUAGACGGACCCGGGAGUCGGACCAGUACGGCGGCGGGCGCGCCGUCAAGGGCGCGGCGUCGCGCGUGCAGAACCUCUGGCGGCGGAAGACGGAGGUCGACCGGGGCCGGAGGUACCGCGACUCCGCGAAGAAGAUCUCGUCCUACGCAGGGCCGGAAAGAGAGAGAUUCAAGUUCGCUUCAACGUCCUACAUCGCCGCGAAGCGGACGACCAUGCUCAUGAACCGCAAGGGCAAGGCCGUCGACGUCAUCGCCCACUUUUUGACGGAGAACGCGAACGCGCGGAAGCACAUCCACCGCGUCAUCAAGAACCUGCUCAAGGCGACGCGGCGCGUCCAGCGCUACUGGCGCGAGUUCGCCGUCGUGUCGUCGCACCGCCUCGCGCUGCUGAACAUGCUGUGGCAGGACGCGGAGACGGACUACUACCGCGCGGCGAAGGCGCGGUGCCACGAGGUCGCGGAGCAGCGCCGCGUCGAGAUCUUCGCCGUGGGCGCGCGCGCGGAGCCCGACGCCGAGGGCGAGGGCGGCGACGUCGUCGGGGCGUUGCCGGCGCUGUCGCCCCUGGGGAGCCCCGCGCCGUCGAGCCCGCGGUCGUCCGCGCGGCGCGGGUCGUCCUUCGGCGGCCUGCCCGCGCCCGCGCCGCCGUCGACGCCCGGGUCCGCGGCCAAGGGCACGCCCCGCGGCGCGCCGCGGUCCUUCGGGGCGGCGGCGACGCAGGACGCGCGCGUCAAGGCGCAGCUGGACAUGGUCGACAUGGACCUCGAGGACGAGCUCCGGAAGUUGCAGCGGCGCCGCGUGCCGCCGUCGCACCGGAGGGACUACCUGCGGAAGCUGCUCUUCGAGUGCCGCCGCAAGUUCAAGGUGGAUCUGCCGGACUCGACGAACCUGCUGGCGAACAACGCGUACGCGAUCGCCGCGCGCUUAGCGUCCAUCGAGGACGUGCGGAUGCUCCUGCGCGGCGGCCCGGGGAGCCGGCCGGCGACGGCGGCCUCCGACGACGCGGGCAAGGAGGACGUCAACUCCGGCGCGGAGCGCAUCAUCGGGCGGCUCGUGGCGAAC
Messenger RNA from Aureococcus anophagefferens, 1515 nucleotides. RefSeq lists its product as hypothetical. The record is from RefSeq and is a predicted model, not a curated record. The transcript is spliced from 2 exons. Lineage: Eukaryota; Pelagophyceae; Pelagomonadales; Pelagomonadaceae. The annotation marks the transcript as partial.